Molecule: messenger RNA, 1260 nt
Organism: Botrytis porri
Lineage: Eukaryota; Fungi; Ascomycota; Leotiomycetes; Helotiales; Sclerotiniaceae
Exons: 1
Coding region: 1-1260 (419 amino acids)
Source: RefSeq, a predicted model, not a curated record
AUGGCAUCUCAAUUUCCCCCUCCUAUACCCAAUGCCUUUCCGCCAAAAGAUAUCUCAGCAAUCAAAGUAAUGGUAACUCAUCUCUGCCACGAAAACGGAUUUCCCCCCGGUAUCAUCCGAAUUUCCGAAAUCAAAAGCGGUAGCAAACACAAUAUCAUACUAUUCACAUGGAUUUUAACCAAUCUUGCUCCCGGUAGUUGCAAGGCUCCUUGCAAGCACUAUGUCCUGCGAACCCCCAAAAUGCAAAGAGGGAUCCCCGAUCUCUGGAUCCAGAGAACCGCCGCCUUCGAUUUUAUGUCACUCAAACACUUUGAAGUUCCAAAACUAUACGCUUAUGAUGCUAGGUGCGGGAAUGCCAUUAGAUCUCCGUAUAUCAUACAGCAGCAAGUGGAAGGUUGUACUUUGCUAGAAAAAUAUCGUAUACUAUAUCACAAUUUUCUCACACUCGGUCAUUACAAGCCAGGUUGUGAGUACGGAGAGGCUGCUUCUAUGAUAUCUAUGUAUAUCGAAAGACAAGAAUUAGCAUAUCAAUUUGAAUGUUAUGGUACUUUUCAACCCGUUCAAGGAAUGGCACUCCAGAGUUUCGUUCCUGACAGAGUCAAAGAUCGAAUUGGAUUGGUCGUGAAACCAUUCACGAAUACUUUGUCUAUGAGAGCUAAUUCGAAGGCCAUCGAUUUUAUCCUCGAACUACUCUUCGUAUCGGAGUCGCAGACGCGGAGUCCGGAUCAGGAAGUUAAGUAUCGGAAGAUUCGUCAUAUAGCUUUAUGUAUCAAGGUUUCGGACCAUAAUGAUAUUUAUCGUGCUGCACAUAAACCCGAACCCUCUGUUCUUUGGCAUCCGAAUUUUCAGCCGAGCAAAAUCAUGAUGACUGCAUCGCCUCAAUACGCAGAAUCGAAGGACGACCCCAAUCGAAUAGAAUCCUACAAACUGGAAGCGGUACUAGGAUGGGAAGGCGCAAUGGCACUCCCUCGUAUCAUGACUCGAUGUCCUCCUUAUUUUCUGUGGGGAGAAGGUCCUCAAGUACAUGAGUUAGAUAAGUGUACGUGGAAGUAUGCUAGCGUUGAUGAGAUGAUAGAAGAGGGACUGCCGGGAUGGUACGAAGAUGCUUAUGGAGAGAUGUCGAGGAUUGUUAGGGCGUUGGGGUUUUAUGCAUUGUUUGGGGUGGAUUUUGAUUGGAAUGAACUUCCAUUCGAGGUUUUGAUUGAUGCGUGGACGCGGAUUGAGCCUGAAACGAGGAAUUUAGAGUAUGCGACGAGAUAG